GUUUAAUAUUAUUAAUUUGAUGUUAUUACAGGCGAAUUUUGCAUGGUGGGAACUUGGACACGGUCGUUUUAAGUUUAAUCAUCCAUGGAAACUCUACUUGAACAUCGGUAGCCUUGUCAGGGAAUGUGCUUGCCAAAUUGAAACACUUAGUGGUUGCAUAAAUUCAAAAUCUCAGGUUGUAUGCGAGUUCCAACAAAAGAUCCAACCAUCAUGUGUGGAAAUGAGCAUAGAAUCAAGUAAGGCACUGAGGGAAUUAGCUGAAGCAAUUAAAGAAAUGAGAUUCCCAUCAGCAGCCGUUGAAAUCCAUCUACAGAACUCCAAAGCUGCAGCUGAGGAUCUUAAAAAAAUAAUGGAGAAUUCCUCACUGCCAACUAUAGCAGGUCUUCAAGAAAUUGUGCCAAUUCUUGUGAUAGCAUCAGUGCUGAUCGACAUCAUUAAAUUCGUAGAGAAAAUAUCAACUUCUGUUGAUGAACUAUCGCAGAAAGCAGGCUUUAAACAGAGGAACAAACAAGCACAAGUGAAGCCAGUUCAUGAUCAAGUUGUGAUAGAUGUUGUUGAGAUUAAGACAAACGACUCACCGUCGCAGAUCUAGAAUAUUCCUCUUCAAUCAAUGCAUAAUUGAUUAGUCCUCUAAUUGUCUAUUUUCUUGCAAUUAUGUGAGGGAUUUUAAUGUUAUUUUUCCACUUGUAUAUAAAAUUGCUAGGAAAAUUGGCCUAACUAAAUUGGUGGUUGGAGCAUCAACAACACGGCCAUCUAUGUUGGAGUGGGAAAGAUCGAAGAGCUUGCACACGUUCAUGUGCGAUGUGCACAUGCACUUUUGUUCUAAUUUAUUAUAGAAUAAAAACAUGAUUAAAAUUUUUA
Messenger RNA from Salvia hispanica, 861 nucleotides. NCBI's taxonomy places the organism in Eukaryota, Viridiplantae, Streptophyta, Magnoliopsida, Lamiales, Lamiaceae. The record is from RefSeq and is a predicted model, not a curated record.